GUGCACGCACCCAGGAGGGGAGUUAGCCCGCAACUCGGACGAAUCGCCCGAAAAACGCUGGAGGGGCCCAAAUGCGACGGCAGCCGGGGCGUUGUUGCCGCGUUACUAAGUACACAAGCAUAUGGAGGAGCGUGAGGAGUGAAACAGGGCACAACUGCAUUUAAAAGAAAAUCCUCCAUAUCAGCUUACUGCAAAUCAAGCCUGACUGGCACAGACUUCAUGUGCAGCCUUGGGAAAAUCAUUUGGCCUGUCAUUUUUGUGAGAACUGAAUUCCUACAAAAAAUGUUGGUGGUGCAGAUCUGACCUAUGAUAAUACUUUGAAAGAGUAUGAAUGUUUCAACGAACUGCCUCUUCAGUGGUUCCUCAUUAGCAUCUGAAGUGCAUGCUGCUGCUGUUAAUGGAGAUAAGAGUGUCCUCCAAAAGCUAAUAGCAGGAAACUCUGAGCUGAAAGAUAAAGAAGACCAGUUUGGAAGAACUCCACUUAUGUACUGUGUACUGGCUGACAGGCUGGACUGUGCUGAGGCAUUGCUGAAGGCAGGAGCAGAUGUUAACAGAGCUGAUCACAGCCAAAGGACUGCUCUCCAUCUUGCUGCACAAAAGGGAAAUUACCGCCUCAUGAAACUUUUACUGGCUCGUAGAGGGAACUGGAUGCAGAAGGACUUAGAGGAUAUGACACCGUUACAUUUAGCUACACGUCACAAAAGCCCAAAAUGUUUAGCUUUGCUGCUAAAACAUAUGGCACCUGGUGAAGUGGAUACACAGGACAGAAAUAAGCAAACUGCAUUGCACUGGAGUGCCUACUACAAUAACCCAGAGCACGUGAAACUUCUCAUAAAGCAUGAUUCAAAUAUUGGAAUCCCUGAUAUUGAAGGAAAAAUCCCACUUCACUGGGCAGCUAACAACAAGGACCCUAGUGCAGUUCACACAGUGAAAUGUAUUCUGGAAGCUGCACCUACAGAAUCUCUGCUUAACUGGCAAGACUACGAAGGGCGAACUCCCCUUCAUUUUGCUGUUGCUGAUGGGAACGUAGCUGUUGUUGAUGUCCUGACCUCUUAUGAAGGCUGCAACGUGACAUCUUAUGACAACUUGUUUCGGACUCCUCUUCAUUGGGCAGCCUUACUUGGUCAUGCACAGAUUGUCCAUCUUUUGUUAGAGAGAAAUAAGUUUGGAACUAUCCCAUCUGAUAGUCAAGGUGCAACACCGCUACAUUAUGCAGCACAGAGCAACUUUGCUGAAACAGUUGAAGUAUUUUUGAAACAUCCUUCUGUAAAAGAUGACUCAGAUCUUGAGGGAAGAACAUCCUUCAUGUGGGCAGCUGGUAAAGGCAGUGAUGAUGUCAUUAGGACUAUGCUGAAUUUGAAAUUGGAUAUUGAUAUCAAUAUGACAGACAAAUAUGCUGGCACAGCCUUACAUGCUGCUGCACUUUCUGGCCAUGUCAAGACAGUGAAACUGCUGUUGGAACAUAAUGCACAGGUAGAUGCUUUAGAUGUCAUGAAACACACUCCGCUUUUCCGAGCCUGUGAGAUGGGACACAAAGAAGUAAUACAAACACUCAUUAAAGGAGGAGCAAGAGUAGAUUUAGUUGAUCAAGACGGCCAUUCACCCCUUCACUGGGCAGCACUAGGAGGAAAUGCUGAUGUGUGCCAAAUCUUGAUAGAAAAUAAAAUCAACCCUAAUGUGCAGGAUUAUGCAGGUAGAACACCUCUGCAGUGUGCUGCAUAUGGAGGUUACAUUAACUGCAUGGUAGUGUUAUUGGAAAACAACGCAGAUCCAAAUAUUCAAGAUAAAGAGGGAAGAACUGCUUUACACUGGCUGUGUAAUAAUGGCUACCUUGAUGCUAUAAAGCUGCUACUUGGUUUUGAUGCUUUCCCUAAUCAUAUGGAAAACAGUGAGGAGAGAUAUACUCCCCUUGAUUAUGCCUUGCUUGGUGAACACCAUGAGGUGAUUCAGUUCAUGUUAGAACAUGGCGCUCUGUCUAUAGCUGCCAUACAGGACAUUGCUGCUUUCAAAAUUCAGGCUGUCUACAAAGGAUACAAAGUUAGAAAGGCUUUUCAAGAGAGGAAGAAUCUUUUAAUGAAACAUGAACAGCUGAGGAAAGAUGCGGCUGCCAAGAAACGUGAAGAAGAAAGUAAGCGAAAAGAAGCCAAGCUGCAGAAAGGAAUGCAGAACUUGGAACAAAAUAGGUUUCGAGUACAACAGAAUCCUGGAAAUCGAGAGAAGACCACCAAUAUCAUGCAGUUACCUAAUAAACAAGGUGAUGUGCAGAGUAAGAGACCUAUCUCCCGCAAUGCUUCUCAAACCCAAUCAGGGAGAAACAGUGGAGGUUCACCUAAGGCUUGUCACAGCAAAGGGACUCCAAAGGAGAGUUGCCUAUCUGCAGAGCCUCAGAGUGAAGGUCAUAAAAUCAGGCAAGCUAAAGAAUUAUUGAGAAAACACACCAAAAGUAAGUCAACUUGUGUCCAUUUCCGUUGUGGCAAAGAAAAUGAGGGAAGAAAAGGUGAACUGAAACAUCAAAUUGCCUCUGCUACAGAGCUGGAUGGAGAAAAGCACAGUGACUACACCUUUGAGGCAAAUGAUAUCUUUGCUCAUGGGAACAGAAAGCAUACUUCUGCUUCUACAAUCACUAGUGUUGGGGAAAAAUCAAGAGUACAAGGUCAGUCUUCAUCUGGUAACAGGGACCAUUGUGAAGGGAUUGCUGUGUUCUUGUGCAAUGCCAGUUGUACUGAUGGAAUUGCAAGAAAUUUGAGGCAGUGUGAAACUGUUUCAAAAGGCAAAAGACAUCAUCAGAAAUCAAGAAAUAAAGAGGUAAAUUAUGAGAGAUGUUCACCAGCUGGCUCUAGUAGACCAGGAAGUGCCAAAAUGGUAUUUGUAAACACCAGAGAUGACAGUGUGCAUGCUGCAGAACAAACUAACAAUGUGGGAAAUAAUGAAUUAGCAAAAAAGGCCUAUCCUUUAUUGUCUACUGCGGCAGAAUCUACAAGAACUGUGCCAAGAAAUCCAUCGGCAUGUUCUGUUUCUGAUGACAGUUUGAACUUGGAAAAAACAGACGAAAUUGGGUCCAGGAACACAGAUGAUCGAUUAUGUUCUUCUGUCACAUGGCAAAGUAUGAAUAUUGAACAAAUCCCUUUAGAGAUUCGAAUGCGGGUAAUAGAAAAAGAAAGAAAAAGAAAAGAGCUUUUUCGGAAGAAGAAUUAUGCUGCUACUGUUAUACAGAGGACAUGGAGAAGUUACCAGCUAAGACGGGAGUUGUUUCAGCUUCUUAGAGCUAAGCGGCAGUGCAAAGAAGAUGAAGACAAAUGGAGACAAGAGACAGCUGCCGUCUUCAUUCAGGUUGCUUGGAAGAAACAGCUGAACCAUAGCCCUCUGAAAUCAGAUUCUUCAUGCAAAAAUCUAAAAUCUAUAAAUAAAACCAGUUCAGCCUUAAAAACAAGCAAGCAGUCCAUCCUUAAGCAGAUAUAUGGACGUUCUCAGGAAGGCAAAGUGUAUCAGCCAGCAAGACCUCCCUCUAAGCUUAAACCUUCUGAUGUGCAUCUGGCCUCAGUAAACAACCUACAGUAUGUUAAUUUGCUGGAGAACAUGGGAAAAUCAAAGCAGUUUUCAUAUAACAUGAGACCAACCACUGCUGCAAAAUCAAAAAAUACAAGACUCGAGCAUUAAGCAAAACGGAAUGGUUAGAACUUAAAGAACACUUUCCUGUACAACUGGUAUUUUUUGUAAUGUAAGAACCUAUUAAACUAUAACAGGUAUUUUCAA
Struthio camelus australis is the source of this 3753-nucleotide messenger RNA. RefSeq names its product inversin (gene INVS). Gene Ontology annotation, cellular component: ciliary inversin compartment. Gene Ontology annotation, molecular function: protein binding. Lineage: Eukaryota; Metazoa; Chordata; Aves; Struthioniformes; Struthionidae. Gene Ontology annotation, biological process: protein localization to ciliary inversin compartment. The record is from RefSeq and is a predicted model, not a curated record.